AUCUUCUAAGCCACCGUAACAUUACGUAUGCGCGUUUCACAUCCUCUAAACUCAUCAAGGGCAGAGGUUUCCGAAUUAAAUGAAAAUGUCGGUAGCAGUCAAAUUCCAGGCCAGUGUAUAAUUGACGUGCUUUCAUGACGUGUGCGACCCUGAAAACCUUCCUCCAGCACGUAUACAAAAGCCAGAGAUGUGUGAACUGCAUGAGUGCGUCUGAAUCAAACCCUCAUGGCGGACAGCAGGGUGGGUCGUGUACAUGUUAUUCGAAGGCCUCCCAAUCAAUUACAGGCUUAGUGCUUGUGUAUUACCGUAUAUGAACAUACAUGUACAUGGCUAUUACAUUGUUUAUAAAAUGGUGCUGAUGAAACACGCUAUACACUACUAUAGCGCAAGUUGAGAUCUGUUAGUCAGCCAUCCACACUGACGCGCCAUGUGGGUUUUCCUAGCUACAGGCCAGGUGUGACUGUUCGAGGCAAGUUUGCAAGCGACCGAGGGAGAAUUGCUAGAAAAUGUUCGACGUACAUGUACAUUUAUUGUGUAAGCCCUGAUAUCCUGUCGAACCCGGAACUAAGCGGAUACUGAACUUUAGGACAACAUCACUGACGUGUGAUCUGACCGCAGUUAGGACGAGAGCUCAAACGUCGAAAGGCUUUAGACGAGAGCCGAUAACUAGCGGUAAGUGUAGUCAACGCAGCGCCCUAGUUAAAGGAAAAACACUCUUCGUGGACGUCGGAGGUACUGCAAAUUGACGAUAAUUUGCGGGAUCCGCCCCAUUUACCAGUUCCCGUGAGCUUUCCUCCCCCACAUAGCCAUUAAGUGUCAGAGAAGAUGGAUUCUUCCCGUCUGCGGGGAGUGUUCGACUGCAGAGAGUGACGAAAGGAAAAUCUGUAAGGAAUCCACGACACAGAAAUAGCAUCAAAAAUAACGAACUAAAAUCCUCCAUGAGGAUACAAAGUGCACGGUACAGAACAAGGAAGUGGACAAGGCUAAAAAAAUGCUUUUAAAAACCAGACAUGACUUCGCCUAGUAAACACUUUGGCAGUAUUGUGUGUGAAUACGCUGGUGCCAUAGUGCAUUUGAAUAUGAAAACAAAACACAAAAUGAAAUUUCGGUUCAUAAUUCAGCACACCGUGCAUGAGGUUCCAAAAUUCAAGGACAAUCCAAGAGUGUAUUGACACGUCUGCACAUACAUGUACAUGCCGUAACACGUAUGUAUCCAUGAUUGGAGUUCCAUAUGUGACUUCACGCAGUGACAUCUGGAGCGGUGAAUAUUCCACAUUAAAUGCUAUCGAGUUCUUGUUCGUAUUCCCGGUCUGCUUCUGACGCAGGAUAAUUUAAAGCUGAUUUUCGUAGAAUCCUGGCUGGAUUGUGUAAUUAUUUCACUUCAGUGUCUGGCGGGGAUUGGGAGUUGCAAAGCCCCUGUCACACUCGUUUGCAAUACAUUUUUACAUGUUUUGGUCUUGUGUCCCUGACCGCCACCGUAAAACAACAGGUCCUUAGUUCUGAACAUCAUUAGGGCCAACUACAUAAAUAUGCCAUCCUGAAUACAAAUUACAGAUAAACUUCAAAAUCAUGAACAACGACCUCUACCCCCUCAACUUCCAGCACAAAUUUCCGCCACUGGCAUCAAAUCACACAAGUGUAAGGAAUAUUUGUCGCGACUGUUGAAGUUCGUAAUCACACGUCUUGUUCUUUUCAGGUUGGAAAUCCAUGAUAAAAUUUCACCAACGAUUUAAAAAGCCCGCUGGUAUAUAAAUCCAGCUGUCUUACGACAUCAUGGCGUACUUCAGACAAGACUCCAGCAAAUUACCGAAGCUGAAACACACGUUACAUGACAUCAUGGUCAACGGACUCGAAGAGUUCCCCGGCCUAGUGACGUUUGGCGUCAAUCGCAAAGACGACGAGGCGUACUUUCAAAUGAUUGAGGAUUUCCAGCGUAAAUGCACCGAUAAGGCGAAGCUGCGCGACUUGCCCAAGAAGCAGAGAGAACAACAAGAUAUCAUCUGGGAGAUCAUCCAAUCAGAGCUCAUGUUCACCCGUCACCUGCGCGUCAUCGUGGACGUCUAUUUGAACACCUUGCUUAACCUCCAGGCUUCCGUUAUGCUCAACGAGAUCGAGACAGAGAAGAUCUUCGCCAACAUUAGCGCCAUCGAGAAGCUUCACACGACAUUUGUCACACAGAAGUUGUCCAACGUCAUCCAAAAAGCAGAGAGUGGCAAAAGGCUUCCCUCAACCUUUGACUUGGUUGAAGCGUUCAAGGGCUGGUUUGAAAGUAUUGCCGUGCCCUACCGCGAGUAUUUUUCACGUCAUUGCGAUUGCCAGAGGUAUCUUAGGGAGCGAGCCAAGGAUAACGAGAUGUUUAGAUACUUCUUACAGUGGGGCCAGAAACACCCGAAAAGCCGCCGCUUGAAGCUUACCGAUCUUCUGCUUAUCCCUUUAUCGCGCAUCGCCAGGUACCCUCUUUUAUUGGUCAUGUUGGAGAGGAAACCUGAUAGGCAGGAUCAGGACAGACUUUCUAAAACAAUAUCGGAGCUAAAGGCGUCUGCAGUGCGAGCAAUCAAGGAGGCGAGUGAGGGACUGGAGAGAGAGAAGAUGUGGAAGUCACCUGAGGUUUCGAAAUCACCAAGGGGAUCGAAGGAGUACAGCAGAUUGUCCUCUGGUGGGCCAAUUGAGGAGUCUUACGACUGCGUGUCUGUUGAGGAGGCCAAAAUGUUUCAACUGCGGCAGGCAUUGGAUGAUAUCAUGGCCCACGGACUUCAAGACUUUUCCAGCCUCCUGACGUUCAGCACCAAGAGGGAUACCGAAGACGAAGAUUGCUUUAAGAUUGAGGGGUCCUGGCGGGCGUAUCUAGGUGAAGAAGAGCUCGCUGACCUGGACAAGAAGCAGACUGACCAGCAAGUUGCCAUCUGGGAGAUCAUCAGAUCGGAAGUUGGCUUCAUCAAAGACCUUCGCGUCGUUGUGGAUUUUCAUCUCUGCACCUUGCUCAAUCUACAAGCCUCUAUGUUGCUGAAUGAGGUGGAGACGGAGCAGAUCUUCAGCAACAUCUCUGCGAUCGAGAAGCUUCACACCAGAUUUUGGAAGGAGAAUCUCUCAGUCAUCCUUAAGAAGGCACAAGAGAAGCGAAGCCGUCUAUCGGCCUUGGACUUGGCCAAGGCAUUCGAGGGAUUCACUGUUCAGUUUUCGCCGUAUUGUGAGUUCUGUGCUAACCGCAACAAAUGCAUGAAGUACUUGAAACAACAAAUAAGGCAGAACAACAUGUUCAAGUUCUUCAUUGAGUGGGUUGAAAAACAUCCCAAAAGCCGAGGUCUCAGACUUCAAGAUCUUCUCGAUUAUCCAAUGCUGCACAUUGCAAGGUACCCUGUCCUCCUCUCAGAAAUAGAGGAAUCGACAGUUGAGAUGCAAGAAGAAUUGGCCAGAACAGUAUGCCAAGUAACCGAGUUUGUCAAACAACUGCCCUUCGAGUCUACAUCAAGGUAUGAGGAACGAGGGGAUGAGGAGACAGGAAAACAGAUUGAUUCCAAGGACCACAAGGCUUCUGUAGGUGGACCAAGUCUGGAUGAUUCCUCCUGUGAAUACGUGGAUGAAAUUGUCACGUGUCUUGUCCGGCAAGACUCCAAGCUAACUGAGUUCCAACAAAUGUUUAAUGAUGUCCUCAACAGUGGGCUUCAGGACUUCACAGGCCUUCUGACCUUCAGCCCGAAGGAAGACGAUACACAGUCCUUCCAGAUCGAAGAGUCGUGGCGUGAAUUUGGAAACGAGGAGACACUUGAUGGGUUAGGUUUGAAGCAGAUAGACCAACAAGAAGCUAUGUGGGAAAUCAUCUCCACAGAAAUUAAUUUCAUCCAAGACAUUCGCAUCACCGAAGACUUCUACUUGAAUACUCUUCUCAACCUUCAAGCCUCCAUCAUGUUAAACGAGAUUGAGACCGAGCGGCUGUUUGGGAACAUCUCUGCAAUCAAGAGGGCCCACACUCGAUUCUGGAAGGAAAAGCUGUGCAAGGUCCUGGAAAAGGCCCGAACAAAGAAGACGAUACUAUCGCCUGUUGACAUUGCUGAGGCAUUUGAAGGGUUUGGAUAUGUCUUUGAGCCUUAUAUAGAGUUCUCAUCAGAACAUAGCGAAUGCACGAAGUACCUUGAACAGAUAAUCAAAACCAACGACAGAUUCAGAUUCUUCUUGGAGUGGGCGGAGAAACAUCCCACAAGUCGAUGUCUUAAACUGCAGUACCUACUCAACUCCCCCCUGCAACGAAUUUCUGAGUACCCUCUCCUCCUCACUGCAGUGGAGACAGGAACACUUGAAGACGGUACUGAGUCGACUAUGAUAAAUCGAACGGUAGGCGAAGUGAAGGAGUUUGUUGAUCUAGUUCAACACGAAUCACAACAGGAAGGAGAUAAACUCCACCGUAAGUCCACCUCUGGGGACUCUGAUUCGUCUUGCCAAUACGUUGAUGAGGUCACCACUGCUCAGAUAAGUCAGGAUUCCAAGCUACUUCGACUACAGGAGACGCUAGAUGAUUUGAUGGUCAACGGACUCCAAGACUUCCAGGGCCUGCUGAGAUUUGGCUCGAGGAGGGAAGACAGGGAGAGCAGUCUCCCAGUCGAAGAGACCUGGCGGGCAUUUGUGAAGGAAGAGGAGCUCUUUAGCACUGACAAGAAGCAGAUGGAUCAGCAAGCUGCCACCUGGGAGAUCAUCAGAACGGAAGCUGACUUCAUUCGAGAUAUCCGCAUCACUGUCGAUCUGUACCUCUGCACCCUGCUUAAUGUCCAAGCUGCCAUGCUCUUGAACGAGAUUCAGACGGAGAAGAUCUUCGGCAAUAUCUCCGCCAUCGAGGAACUCCACACCAAGUUCUGGAAGCAGAAGCUAUCUGGCAUCGUCAGCAACGCGCGGGAUAGAAAAGAACUGCCAUCGGCGUCGGACUUGGCAGAGGCGUUUGACGGGUUCCCAAGGCUCUUUACGCCUUACGCAAGGUUCUGCUCCGCUCGGAGCAAAUGCUUGGAGUAUCUGAGAGAACAAAUUGGGAAGAACAGAUUGUUCAGGACGACCAUGGAGUGGGCUGAGAGACAUCCUGAUAGUAGAGGCCUCAAACUGCAGGAUCUAAUGGACUUGCCAUUGCAUCGAAUUGCUAAAUACCCGAUCCUCCUGGCUGCUUUGGAGAAUUCGCUGGAUGAACAAGAUAAGACAAAAGUCUCUGAGAGGGUAUCUAAAAUGAAGGAAUUUGUGGUGCAUGUUUCUCGACUCUCAACACCGGUAGCGAAUGGACAGAGUAAAGUGGACGGAAAAGAAGGGACACCAACUCUGGCUCGCAAGAAGGCCUUGAGGCAUCACUCUACGCCUGAAGAGGAUCGUAAAAUGCUCGAAUUAAAGGAAGUGCUUGAUGAUUUUAUGACUGAAGGCGUUCAGGAUUUUUCUGUUCUUUUGGCGUUCAGCGGCAAGGGACCAGGCGAUGAUGGGUGGUUUUGCAUUGGGGAAUCUUGGCGUUCACUUGGCGGCGAGGAGCAAGGCAAUGAGAUGGAUAAAAGACGGGAAGUUUGCCAAGAUGCUAUCUGGGAAGUCAUCACAUCGGAAAUUGGGUUCAUCCAAGACUUGUGUGUCGUGGAAGACGUGUACCUCAGCACCCUUAUAAACCUGCAAGCCUCCAUUAUGCUGAAUGAGAUCGAGACCGAGAGGUUGUUUGGUAAUAUCUCGACCAUCCUGGGCCUUCACAAAAGAUUUUGGAAAGACAGACUCUCAAAAGUCGUCACUAAGGCACAGAACGAGAAGAGAUUCCCCUCAGCCACUGAUCUGAUCCAAGCAUUUGAAGGAUUCUCUAAUCACUUCGCACCCUACACUCAUUUUUUUGCAACUCAGAAGGAGGGCAUAAAAUACCUUAACGAGCAAAUCGUCCAUAACAAGAUGUUCAGAUUCUACCUAGGAUGGGCUGAGAAACACCCCAAAAGCCGCGGCAUGGGACCUCAAGUUCUUCUUGAAUCUCCCAUACGGCACUUGGCCAAAUACUCCUCCCUCCUCUUCAGAGUUGCAGAGACACUGGACGAAGAGGACAAAAUUGGAAUGUCAAAAAUAUUGUCUCAAGUGAAAGACUUUGUGGCGAGAGUUUCUGACGAAAAAGGACUACUGUCUAAGAGACAAGAGCCAGCGGAGCAAGUUAAAGCAGGAGAGGGUUCCAACAGCGGUGAGGCUGUCGCUGGACAGGGCACGAACCCAUCCAGCGAAUACGUCGAGGAGAUCGUCACAGCUCUGAUCAGGAAGGAUUCCAACAUGGUCAAGCUGCGGAAGACACUGGACGAAUUCAAGAUCUACGGACUCCAAGAUUUCCCGGCCCUGCUGACGUUCACCACGAAGAGGGAAGACGAAGAGUGGUUCCAUAUCGAGGAGUCGUGGAGCGAAUUUGUCGAUCAGGAGGGGGCUUUUAAAUUAGAUGAGAGGACUACAAGUCAACAAGAAGCCACGUGGAAGAUCAUCACUACAGAGGUUAGCUUUCUCCGCGACAUCCGCAUCAUUGUCGAUUUAUAUCUCUGCACUCUGCUGAACCUUCAAGCUGCCAUCCUACUGAACGAAGUCAAGACAGAGAACCUGUUCAGCAACAUCACCACCCUGGAGAAACGCCACUCCAGGUUCUGGAAGGAAAAGUUGUCCCAUGUCAUUUGGAAAGCACGUACCGAGAAGCGACCUCCAUCGACUCAAGACCUGGCUGACGCUUUCGACGGAUUCGAAGCUAUCUUCAAACCAUACGUCACGUACUGUACUGUAAAAAACAAGUGCUUGAAGUACCUGGAUGAGCAGAAUAAGAACAACGAGAUGUUUAGAUUUUUCGUCGAAUGGGUGGAGAGAAACCCUGAAAGCCGAGGUCUAAAAUUGCACGAUCUUCUCGACCUGCCGGUGAAGCGUAUUGCCGAGUACCCUACCCUUCUCACUGAGGUGUUGGAGAGGACGCCUGACGGUCAGGAAAGAGCAGCAUUGUCCAGAAAAGUAGCCGAAAUAAAGGUGUUUUUGAUGCAAGUGCCUUUCCAGACAAGACAAGACUUGGAAGAAGCUGAGGAAGGGAUGUCACCACUUCGUCGUACUGCCUCUGAGGGAACCUCUAAGAUGCACAAAUUGAAACAAACCCUGCAUGAUUUCAUGGCCAACGGGUUGCAGGAUUUCCCCAGGUUGUUGACAUUCAGCGCCAAGAGGGAGAGCGACGAGGACUGCUUCCGGCUGGAGACAUCCUGGCGUGACCUGGUCGAGAACAACAACCUGAGCGAGUUGGAGAAGGAGCAGACGACCCGACAAGAAGCCAUGUGGGAUAUCAUCUCGACAGAGGUUAGCCGCGUCCGAGAUUGUCGCGUCGUUGUCGAUCUGUACCUGUGCACCCUGCUUAACCUCCAAGCCAACGGGCUGCUGAAUGAGAUCCAGACAGAAAAACUCUUCAGUAACGUCACCGCCAUCGAGAAGCUCCACACCAGGUUCUGGAAAGAGAGGUUGUCUUACGUCGUCGAGAGGGCACGAGCGGAGAAGAGGUUACUCACGGUCGUGGACUUGGCCAAGGCUUUUGAGGGAUUUGCAAAGCUUUUUGCACCUUAUGUCAAGUUUUGCUCCUCCAAUAAAAUGUGCCAGAAGUACCUGAUGGGGCACUUAAAGCAGGACGAUAUGUUCAAGGUCUAUGUGGAGUGGGUCGAAAAACAUCCAGACAGUCUUGGCCUGAAGCUACGAGACUUCUUGUUCUCCCCAACCCAGCACAUCUACAGGUACUCUCGUCUCCUUGGGGUUGUGGAAAAGACAUUGUCCGUGAAUGACCAAGACGGAACGGUACUGAGCGCAAGGACAUCGCAAGUGCAGGACUUCUUGAAGCGGCUGCAAUUCCUUACUCAAAAGGAGGGGGAGUGACCUCAGAUUAUUUCAACCAUUUUGCUCCAACAGAGUGGGGUAGGGGAAGAUUCCUGUAUGGGGCAGAAGUGCUCAAUGGAAUAAUUUUGUGGUCAGUGUGUAUAUUGCACACGCGCACAAAACCUUUGGGAUUAUGUUGACAUUUAUAGCAACCCCGUAAUACUAUAUACACAUGUAUAUAUGCAGUUUUCAUGAAACAGAGGUUAGCGGUACAGCCGUGGGAUACAAUCAUUUGGUACGUCACAUCGAGCUUACAAACGUGAUGUAUCCUACAAGUGAUUCGAGGAUAGGUACCCAGUCGCUUGUAAUGAAAAGAGCUUUGCCCGACGGGUUACCAUGAAAUAAACGAAGGCCGCCUAUGUCACCACACGGUACUGCGUCUAAACACGCUUCAUUCCAUCAAGGAGUAAGUUGAAUUCAUUUCAACUUCUACAAAAAUGCUCAGAAAAAUCUACUAAGUAAACACAUUAAGAAUUAAACGAGUGGGAAACCAAUUUACCAGUUUAAGCAUAGCAAAAAAGGGCUGGGAUAUAUACCCGGACUUUACAGCUAGUCUGAUAAUCGAUUUGCUUACUAUUAGGCCAAAGUUUGAAGUUUCACCGACCAUUCUGAUUUUCACGGUAUAACAUGAAUUAGUUGUCGUAAAGGAAACAUGCACAAAAUGUGUGUUUUCAUUGAACCGAUAUACGUGAAGUACAACCUCUGUAAUAUAAGUUUCAUUCAACUUACUGAACUUUGCUGUCUUCCUUUACUGCAUCUGCAUUCGCACGAAGUAUCAAUAACUAUUUACCACGCUUAUCUAACGUGCCAUUAGUUGUUAUGACUUGUAGUAAUUUUGGGUACAAAUGUUUGUAAGAUAAUUGUAUGAAUGAGUUCAGAACUGGGAUAAUACCCACUGAUUUGAGAGACAUGGGUUUUGUGAUUGAGGGCUGUUUGUUCUGCACGGAUCUUGAUCGCUAUCAAUGGAUCUGACGUUGGUUCACUGACACCAGAACUCACCUAAUGGAUGGCGCGAACCAGCUUUGGGAAUACUGAUUGUGAUCCAGAUCCAUGUGAAACAAACGGGCUACUGGUUGGAACGGAGUUAAUGUGCAAUGGUUAUCCUCGGUUGUGUUAUUCUAUAAGGAAUUAUAGAUGGCGCUGCAGUUGGCCCACAAGCAGUAGUAUGAAGACAGAGUUGUGACAACUUCAAUGACAACUAGACACCAUUUUGGUUCCAAAGUCUAUCCAUUUACAACCCACGAGUUUGGAAACACAAUGGCGUCGAUACACGUCACACAGAACUUCAUCUUUCAAUUUUCUCUGCUCACAAGUGAAGGACACAAUAUGGUGAGGCAAGUGUCGUUCAUGGGUCCAUGUAUACGUAAAAGUCAUUCGUUGUGCGAUUUAAAAACGAUAAGUGUUUAAUGUGUACUUAUUUAAAAAUAAUUCAUUCCGGCAUUGAAUUACUUUAAAUACAAUUAGUUUAACCCGAACAACCCCAAAUCCUUCGAUUUCAAUAUAAUUUUACCUACUUUGUAGGGGAUUAUUAGGGUUAAUCAGUAAAUGAAUUUAACCAAAAAGCGACUUUAAAUUGUCAAUAUUUGGAGAUCCUUAGGCUUUCUGUUUUCAGUGCAGUGUAUGUGGCGCUGGUCGUUGUGUAUUUCACACCUGAGACUUAACUCAUGUAUUUGUGAUUAACAAAUACAUGAGUUAUGUCCGAUUAGGACUGUUUUAGUAAAUUUUGUCAGCAAUUACUAUUUUCAAGAUACUUUUACCAUUGUAUAUUUUUGAAUUUACGUUCCAGAAAGAGGGAAAGUGAUAGUGUAACAUUGUUAAUACUUGACAAAACUUCAUUCGUGCAGUAUAGUAACUGACCCUACAGGAAUAUGGGCGAUUCACAAUAGUGCGCCUCCAAGGGUUUGCAACGCGUUGGCCAAUUACAACGCGCAAAAUCUGUCGACUCUUUCCAAACGCGAAAUCGUGACCGGCCAACGCGUUGCUAACUCUUGAGGCGCUCUAUUGUGAAUCGUCCAUAUUGCAGCGUUUAUGUUGAGUGCCGUAAACCAAUCAGCGAAAUACGGUGCUCCGAAAAUGCACAAUUGAUCGAUCUGCAGUCGGCUUACAGAUGUCCUCCUGCCUGAAGUCGGAUCACACAGCCAACCAUUAAAGCGAUGUAGUCUAGUUUCAGUACUGACCCAUCUCAAAGGCAGUUGUUCAUAGUGCAACACUGUUGUCGUUCAUAUAACCUGCGACACGCAUGGGUCAUUCUCCUUUUAAGGGGGAGGCUUAAAAGAUGUACAAGUAUUCCAGUGUUUACAGAGGGCGCCCUGCGAAAGUGCUUAUGCACGCACUUAGUGUGCCUUCGAGUUGGAGAGCUCAGUAUAAUAUAUUAUAGCUAUAAAGUUACUUGAUCAUAGGCAGUUAUUAACAGGAAAUUGAUAUGGAGGAAGCGCCUUCAUGAAGUGGAACAAAAUGAUUAUUUUGCACAUGGUGUUAACGAUGGAGGAGUGUUGAAGGUAAACUUAACAGCUUUUAUGCCUCGGAUAUUUUUGGAUUAAAAGUUCGCAAAUAGAUGAUUA
This is a messenger RNA of Acanthaster planci (crown-of-thorns starfish), 10421 nucleotides long. RefSeq lists its product as uncharacterized. Gene Ontology annotation, biological process: Rho protein signal transduction; endothelial cell migration. Gene Ontology annotation, molecular function: guanyl-nucleotide exchange factor activity. NCBI's taxonomy places the organism in Eukaryota, Metazoa, Echinodermata, Asteroidea, Valvatida, Acanthasteridae. The record is from RefSeq and is a predicted model, not a curated record. Gene Ontology annotation, cellular component: plasma membrane; endocytic vesicle; axon.